UUGUCAUGGAUGGUCGCGUCCGAGGAUGGCCGCCGCUGUAAAUAAGCAAGGAGCCGCAGCACCGAUGGAGCCUUGUGUCCGGCACGUAAGGGCCACAACAGGCAAUACGGUGAAGGUUUUGGAGUGUGGAGUCUGUGAAGACGUAUUUUCACUGCAAGGAGACAAGGUGCCUCGGCUACUGCUGUGCGGUCACACUGUUUGCCAUGACUGCCUGACCCGCCUGCCUCUCCAUGGCAGGGCUGUGCGGUGUCCAUUUGACAGGCAGGCCACUGAGCUGGGGGACUCGGGUGUCUGGGGCCUGAAGAAGAACUUUGCACUGCUAGAACUUCUUGAACGGCUUCAGAACGGUGCCUCAAACCAGUCAGGGAUGUCGGAGGACGCACUGCGAGAGAUGGGAGAGUGCAUCAUACGCUGUGAUGAGGACGAAAGCCACACUGCCUCAAUGUACUGCACGGUGUGCGCCACCCAUUUAUGCGCCGAGUGCUCCCAGCUCACACACUCCACCCGCACACUGGCCAAGCACCGCCGCGUUCCUCUGGCAGAUAAGCCUCACGAGAAGACCCUGUGCCCUCAGCACCAGGUGCACGCCAUCGAGUUUGUCUGCUUGGAGGACGGCUGCCAGCCAGGCCCGCUUAUGUGCUGCGUCUGCAAGGAGUAUGGCAAGCAUCAAGGACAUAAGCACGCAGUUCUGGAGGCAGAGGCGAACCAGAUCCGUGCCUCCAUUUUGGACAUGGCUCACUGUAUCCGUACCUUCACUGAGGAAGUAUCUGAAUACUCCAGGAAGCUCGUGGGCAUCGUGCAGCAGAUUGAAGGCGGUGAACAGAUUGUGGAAGAUGGUGUAGGCAUGGCCCACACAGAACAUGUGCCGGGCACUGCAGAGAAUGCUCGAUCGUGUGUGCGGGCGUAUUUCGCCGACCUGCACGAGACGCUGUGCCGUCAGGAGGAGAUGGCGCUCAGCGUGGUAGAUGCUCAUGUGAGGGAGAGGCUGAUCUGGCUUCGGCAGCAGCAGGAGGACAUGACUAUCCUGCUGUCUCAGGUGUCCACGGCCUGCCUGCACUGUGAAAAGACUCUGCAGCAGGAUGACUGCAGGGUUGUCUUGGCAAAGCAGGAGAUAAACAGGCUGCUGGAGACUCUGCAGAAGCAGCAGCAGCAGUUCACAGAGAUGGCUGACCAUGUUCAGUUGGAUGCAGGCAUCCCAGUCACAUUCACAAAGGACAACCGUGUGCACAUUGGCCCCAAGAUGGAGAUCCGGGUAGUGACACUGGGUUUGGAUGGCGCUGGAAAAACAACCAUUCUUUUCAAAUUGAAACAGGAUGAGUUCAUGCAGCCCAUACCAACUAUAGGUUUUAAUGUAGAAACUGUUGAGUACAAAAAUCUGAAAUUCACCAUCUGGGAUGUGGGUGGAAAGCAUAAACUCCGACCCCUGUGGAAGCACUAUUAUCUGAACACACAAGCCGUGGUGUUUGUGAUCGACAGCUGCCACAGGGACAGGCUGAUGGAGGCCCACAGUGAGCUGGCCAAGCUCCUGACUGAGAAAGAGCUGAGAGACGCUCUUCUGCUUAUCUUUGCCAACAAACAGGAUGUUCCCGGGGCUGUCUCGGUGGAGGAGAUGACGGAGCUGCUGAGCCUACACAAGCUCUGCUGUGGCCGGAGCUGGCACAUUCAGGGCUGUGAUGCACGGAGUGGCAUGGGCCUCCACGAGGGCCUGGACUGGCUCUCACGCCAGCUGGUGGCUGCUGGGGUCCUGGAUGUGGCCUGAUGGGAGUGCUUGAGUGCUUCCUCUCAUUAAAGCUGAAAGGGAUAGUGUGACUAACUUACAGCAGCAUGGCUAGCACUGAAUGAAAGCUAGAGUUUAGCAGUUAGCAUGCAUGACCUCAACUUAUCGGGAGAACACCCAUUCAAGCUAUCUGUAUUACUAGCAGUGCAAUUGCAUUCGGGGGUAAACUAUACCUUUAAAGUUAAAGGAGAACUCCGGUGUAAAAUAGACUUCGGGUGUAUUAACACGUAAUAAAAUACGAAGUACUUACCUUUGUUAAAUAGCCCACCUCCGCUGUCCUGCAGCUUUCUGAGAUCCAGUAUUUUGGGCACUUUGCCCAAACAAGCUUUUAGAAUGGAUGAUUUGGGACAUAUUUUGCCCCUGCAGAUAAACCGCUUUUUCCACCGUUAUCCAGGCUCAAAGUAGCUCCACACUUCAUUGGUAGAAUCUGGAGCCCUGACAUUUAAAACAAUGAAUUUAGAACUUUACAAACUGCACAAGAAGCUUAUUAAAAAACAAUGUUUAAAGUAGGUAAAUCUCUGGGCACCGCCAUCUUAAAUUUAAGUCACCAUAAAUCAACCAAACGAAUAGGAAGGUUAGUUGAGCAAAUUGCAAAAUUAAUUCCUUGGAAAUAUAUGAAUUCCAGCUGUUGCAAAAAAUAUAUGGUUACUGUUGAUAUUAGAAUGCAAAAACCAACAACAAAUUAGAUAAACAUUGUUCAAAAAGUUUUACUAUUCGUGCUCGGCGGUUCCCUUACUGUGACUUUAAUUUAAGAUGGCGGCACCCAGAGAUUUACCUACUCUAUGGGUUGUAAACAGUGGCUUUUAAUAAUCUUCUUGUUCAGUUUUAAAAUAGUUCUAAAAAGUUCUAAAUACCUUGUUUUGAAUGUCAGGGCUCUCCAGAUACUACCAAUAAAGUGUGGAGCUACUUUGAGCCUGACUAACAGUGUAAAAAGAGAUUUAUCUGCAGAACCAAAAUAUGCCCCAUCUCACUCAUACUCUAAAAGCCUGUUUGGGCAAAAUAAACAAAAUACUGGAUCUCAGAAAGCUGUGGGAGAGCGGAGUUGGGCCAUUCAACCAAGGUAAGAAUUUUUAUCACGUUUUAAUACACCCAAUUUCCAUUUCACAUCGGUAUUCUCCUUUAAUGUAAUGUUCCCAACCUAACCAAUAUGGUCUCAUGCUGACUAGCCUUUCAUUUAUUGUUAGCUGUGUUAGUUUUGCCAAACUAUCCCUUAAAUAAACUCACUUAAAAGAGGGGUUCCGGGACCCCCCCUCUACUCACCUCUCUUACUCACUCACCCUACAACUCCUCAUAAUAAUCUUCCAUCAUUCUGCUCGUCAUUAGUCUUGACGCUUAGUGCUCUUGUGGCUUGGUGUGUUUAUAACUGGAGCUGGUUUUAUGAAUUGCUUUAAGCUAAUGAACAAAACAGUUGAACGUUAAACUAACCAUAGACCAUUUUGUUUGGUCCACAACGAUUUUUACAUUAGUUUAGAAAGACCAUGCUCUUCUUGCAAAUUUGAGAGUGUAUAUAUAUAUGCUGAGGAAUAAAUAUGCAGAGCCUUUUCAUAGGAAGCAACACGAAUAUUGAACAAAACCACCAACAAGUAAUCGAAGGAGCCUAAUAGCAUCCGUUAAAACCUGGCCAAACAUGACAGACAGUAAUUUAAGCUAACAAGUAUUUUAACAAAUCAACACUAAAAAUAAAUAUAUACAAAUAAAACAGACAGAACAAAAGUGAUCACAACGAUCAGCCAUAAUGUUAGCGACACCUCUUUGUUCCAACACUUAUUGUCCACUCAUCGUAUCAGCUGUAUUUAGUUCAUCCUGUUUUAUAAUGUUCAGUUCCUCACAGUAGAACCCCAUAUUUUUUUUAUUAUUUGAGUGGUGGAAUUUUCUCAUUCUCUGCACUGAGCAGUGACAAUAGCAUACUGGUGGUUUGUGUGGAUCAGACAGUGCAGCAGUGCUGCUGGAGGUUUUAAACACCACAGUGUCACUGCUGGACUGAGAAUCAUCAGUGGUGAAUCCACCAGCCAGAGAAAUAUCCAGUCAACACAGUCCUGAAAUAAGAACUAUUAGAAUAAUUAGUGUGUAAAAACUCCAGCAGCACGGCUGCAGUGUCUGAUCCACUUAUACAUACUGGACAGUGGUGGUCAGUCCACCAGCCAGCAAUAUCCAGUCAAGAGUCAUAAAAGAAGAACGAGAAGUGUUUAAUAGAGUGGAGGACAGUGAGUGAACCGUGUUUAAAAACUCCAGCAGCACUUCUGCACUGUCUGAUUCACUAAAGCCCUAUUCGGACGGGAUAAGUUUCUCAGGUAGAUAUCUGUGAAGAAUAUUUCACACUUUUACUCAUUGAUAAAACUCCUGCAUCUAAACUGCAAUUGAAAAAACAGGAGGACCAGUGAGUUUUUUAAAUGCUUUCUCAGUCACAUUGCAUCACAUUCAGUAGCUCCUCCAUUUUUUUUUUUUACUCACUGUUGUGUUUACAUGGAUCUCCAGUGGAAAUGUGCACCCAUAGUGUAAUUAGGGUGCAUGGCAGUAGAAAAAUAGCUAUUUUAUUAAACUCAGAGAUGUCAGUCAUGGGACUAAAAUUACAAGAGGACCACGAAGUUCAGAAAAAAACAGUAGAUAAUUCAGCCUGUAAUUUUCUCAGAGGACACCUGAGAAAAACACAUACAUGGUUGUUCCGGACAGGAAUAAAAAUCACGGAGGACCCCCCAAAAAAUUACCCCAUGAUCCAGAUGGGAAACUAAUCCCAUCUGGAUAGGGAUUAAUACAUACUGCACAAACUCAAUCCAGAUGGGAUUAGUUUGGCAUGGUUGUGAGAUAAUUUUCUCAUCCGGAAUUUUCCCAUCUGGAACGACCAUGUGUGUUUUUCUCAGACGUCCUCUGAGAAAAUUACAGGCUGAAUUAUCUACGUUUUUUCUCUGAACUCUGUGGUCCUCGGGUAAUUUUACUCCAGUGAUCCACACCUGUAUCCUCACGUUUAAUAAAAUAGCUAUUUGUCCACUGCCACGCACCAUAAUUACACUUUAGGUGCGCGUUUCCACAGAGAUCCACGUAAAAAAACACAACAGCAAGUGAAAAUGGAGGAGCUACUGAACGCGAUGCAAUGUGACUGAGAAAGCCUUUAAAAAAACUCAUUGGUCCUCCUGUUUUUUCAAUUGCAGUCAGGAGUUUUAUCACUGAGUAGAAGUGCGAAAUAUUUUCACAGAUGUCCCCCUGAGAAACUAAUGCCGUCUGGAUAGGGCUUAACAGUGUCACUGCAGUGCUGAGAAUGAGAAUAGCCCACCAGCUAAAUAUUAAUAUAUGUGCUCUAUGGUGGUUUUCUCUCCUGUGGAGUCCUGAGCAUUGAAAAAACAGGGUGAAAGAAGGAUCAAAUAUACAGUGAAACAGAUACAAAACCAGUCUUUAAUUAGUGGAAAAAGAAUAAUAAAUAAGUGUAACAAUGAGGUAGUGUUAAUAUAGUGGCAGUUCUCUAUUUAAGAAAUGUGAAGUGCCUCUACCGGAGGAACAGGUAUAUCACCAGUAGUCGGAAGUGGUGACCACUAUGUGAGUGAGUGGCCAGCAUUAAUGUAAUGGCCUCUUAAUUCUGUAACUAUAUAUCGAACUGUUUCUUUUUGUUUGUUCUUUUUAUAUGAUAUUUGAAUUUUGUUUGGAGAAAAAAAAAGUGUGAUUUAUUUAUUGCAGUUUGUGGUCUUAAAACUGGUGCAUUGGUGCAAGUGUGAAUUCACCAGGUACAGAAUUAAGUGGAGAUGUUUGUUACAUGAAAGCGUUGUUACUGGUUAUUUCUAUUUUAAAGAGCUGUAAAUGUAUUAUUUAGGUGUUUUUAGCUUGGGGCCAUGCUGGGGAAACCUGUACGUACCAUGCCUUUCAUUAACCUUCCCUGAUGUGCAGCUGGAUAAAGAAGCUUUUAGUUUGUAGAGUUCACCUGUUGUCCAGUGAAGCCACAUCCCACAUUCAUCUUUUUUUUCUCUAUACCUGACCUGAGAACAGCUGUCUGUCCUUUAAAUUAAAGCUAUCUUAAUAUUCCUGAGCCUAAAAAUAUGUUACAUUUUCCAUUGCUACAUGCACAGCUGUGACAGUACUAAAGCAGCCUCCCUCAAAGCCCUCAUUCUUUCUAAACUCGCUGUUUGACGAACCAUCCUUUGGUUGGAACCGUAUUUUUCUCAUUGCUAUGUAAUGUUUUACUGGCUGUAUUAUAGGUUUAAAGAGCAUGUGUGGUAAAGUCUUUCCCCUCAUUCUUCAAAGAGGAACCAUCGUUUGUGACAGAUUUCCUUCUAGAGUUUGAAACCUCAUCAACAAGCACAGUGCACACUUACACAUCUGUUUGUUGUGAAUUUGACUGGCUUUUUUUGUACAAAAAAAAAAAUCAUAAUUGUAAUGCUAUUAAAAAAUAAAGCUAAUAAAAAAACA
Messenger RNA from Astyanax mexicanus (Mexican tetra), 6169 nucleotides. RefSeq names its product tripartite motif containing 23 (gene trim23). Gene Ontology annotation, molecular function: zinc ion binding; GTP binding; GTPase activity. The transcript is spliced from 11 exons. Lineage: Eukaryota; Metazoa; Chordata; Actinopteri; Characiformes; Acestrorhamphidae. The record is from RefSeq and is a predicted model, not a curated record. Gene Ontology annotation, cellular component: lysosomal membrane; cytoplasm; plasma membrane. Gene Ontology annotation, biological process: intracellular protein transport; vesicle-mediated transport. Bases 26 to 1759 code for a protein of 577 amino acids.